AUGAUACGUAUCUCAUCCACCCCCAAUGUGUUUGCCACAGCAUGGACUAACUCCAAGUACAGUGUUCCUAAGCGACGCAUCGAGACGGAUGUAAUGAAACUGUACGUGUGGCAUAAAUACUCAUCGUUCAGCAUCAUGUCAGACUACGAGAUCCAUCUUGUGGAUGACAAUAUGCAAGAGUUUCAUGUAAUUUUCCAAGGUCCUUCAGAGACGCCGUAUGAGAAAGGCGUAUGGCGCAUACACGUUGAGCUUCCUGACCAAUACCCCUACAAAUCUCCGUCCAUCGGAUUUGUGAACAAAAUUUUUCAUCCCAACAUUGAUGAAGUUUCGGGCUCUGUCUGCCUGGACGUGAUCAAUCAGACAUGGUCGCCCAUGUUUGAUUGUAUCAAUAUAUUUGAAACCUUUCUUCCUCAGCUAUUGCGGUACCCAAAUCCCACUGACCCAUUGAAUGGAGAAGCAGCGGCAAUGUUAUUACGCGACGCAGACGCGUACGAUCGAAAAGUACGUGCAUUUGUGGCGGCAUUUGCGACAGGGAAAACUGCAGGCAAAGACGCAACACCGAAUGCAGAGGAUGCCGCUGACAAUGUGGAUGACGACGAAGACAUGAGCGAUAUCGGUAGUAUGUCCGACAUUGGCAACAGCGUCUUUUCUGAGUAG
Molecule: messenger RNA, 657 nt
Organism: Malassezia vespertilionis
Lineage: Eukaryota; Fungi; Basidiomycota; Malasseziomycetes; Malasseziales; Malasseziaceae
Gene: ubc8
Product: E2 ubiquitin-conjugating enzyme
Exons: 2
Coding region: 1-657 (218 amino acids)
Biological process (GO): protein polyubiquitination; ubiquitin-dependent protein catabolic process
Cellular component (GO): nucleus
Molecular function (GO): ubiquitin conjugating enzyme activity
Source: RefSeq, a predicted model, not a curated record